AUGGCAAAAGAGACGCGGGCGAAAACGCGAAAACAACAAGAUGUGUUACGGGACGAAUUAUUAGAUUCGGACGAUAGAACGGACGAAACAAUUAGCCCUGCGCUAUUCGGAGGCCCGCGAAUUCAGAGAUCACCGAUUGUGACAGCUACAUUACCAGACAAAACAAGCGACAACCCGCCGGCAACUGCUCCAUCUAAAACAGGGGAAACGGGCGCGACAUUAAAUAGUAUUUCUAACUUACUUAUCGGCCUCACCGAGAAACAAGACAGGCAGGAGGCGAAGUUAGCCCAAUUAGAAAAAACCUUGUCUGAGCGGAUUGAUUCCCAGAUUAGACAACAGGGGGAAGAGUUAUUCCAAUCUUUAACUCAGGUUCGAACAGAGGUCCGGGAAGAUAUCCUAGGUUUUCAAAACAGGUUAGCAGAGUUGAACGUGGCAAGUCAACAAGCCACGACCGCGAAUAAUACACAAUCGCGACGCGUUCCAUCAACCGGUUCUCGUGUUGAAUCUCGUCCCCCAUUAGAAAGACCGUUUCGGGUAAAACCUCAAUUUCCAUCAUUUGAGGGCACCUCAAAAGAACGUCCUCCCAAGUUUCUUCGGGAAUUGGAGCGUUUUGUUAGAAUUUCACGCGUUCAGGAGGAUGAAAUGCGACUUAUUAUCGAUCAAGCCCUCAAAGGAGUGGCAAGCGAUUGGUGGGAUUUAGUUUCGGGAGACAUUCGCACCUGGGAUGAUUUUGCGUGCGGAUUCCUGUCCCAAUUUUGGAGCACGACUGUGCAGCGUAAAAUUCGAACUAACCUGGAAACAGGUUAUUAUCGUGAUGACUCGGGAACAACAAGAGUCACGUAUGCCAUGCGUUUAAUUGGGGAUGCGAGGGACCUGACACCGCGUCGAAGCGACGAUGAAAUCGUCCAAAUAUUGGCUCGACAUUUUACCCAAGCGGUCCACGAUUCAGUCACCGCGCAGAACAUCACGACAGUCGAUGCUUUUCUUACACUACUCGACCGAUGGGACAAUGGGGGAACAGUCAACCGAUCGCGCGCCCAACCACACGACUGGCAACGAUUUGAUCGAACGAGACCACCAAUGGCUCAGCAAAAUAAUGCCCAGCAGAAUAUCGCUCCGAGAAAUCCAAUGUAUGGAAACAGAGGAUUUCUCCAACGGGACAAUUCCGGACCCAGGGAAGGGCCACGAGACCAGCCAAGACAAACACCUAUGGCUCAAGACACUCGACCAAGACGGGAUCAGACACCAGUAAGGGUCAGAAUUUCUGAGGUGGCUCCCGAAAUUCAACCGGAAGCCACCGAGCAACCCGAUGAAGUCUCGGAAGAAUCGGGAAACGAACAAUGA
Messenger RNA from Osmia lignaria (orchard mason bee), 1344 nucleotides. NCBI's taxonomy places the organism in Eukaryota, Metazoa, Arthropoda, Insecta, Hymenoptera, Megachilidae. The record is from RefSeq and is a predicted model, not a curated record.